AUGGGAUUUUUGAGUGGUGUUCUCAAUGCAGUGAAAGAUGAUGAUGCAGUUAGAACGUACGAUAAAGAUAUCAGUGGAGAUAAAAUUGAUACAGUUAUUAGCAUGUUACAAUCUUCAAUUGGCACCGGGCGUAUUGGGCUUGCGGUGUCUGUCGGCGCGGUGAGGGAGUGGUUGGAGGGGUAUUGGAAAGAGGUAGAUGGAAAAAAUAAGAAUGUUACUGACAGCUUAACUAAAUUGAUCAUGAAAUUAUCUGACAAGUAUUUAACAGAAAUUAGACAGACGGAUAAGCUUCAAGUCCAGUUGACAGCAUGGAUGACUACCAUCGGCAACAUUGACAGCCAGUUGACUGCAAUGGAUGCACAACAAGUUGGUGCUUUGGAUGUUACAUUAAAAGAAAAAAUAACGCAUGAAAUAAAUAGUAUUAAAACAGCUGUAUUAGUAUUACAUGACUCAGCAGGGGAUGGUGUCUUUGGGUGGCAGGUGAAAGAGGUUGAUAACGUGUUGAUAAACCAAGAGAAGUAUCUUGAGAGUGAAAUAAGAAAUAAAUCAAUCGAAUUCAAAAACGUUUUGACGACACAAUUUGAUAAUCUGUCAAAGCAUAUUGGCAUUUUGAAUAGAGAUAAAAACAAACAUUUUAAGAAUCUCAAUAACGUCGUAACAGAUGCUCAAAACUUUUUGGAAACGUUUGACAACGAGUAUGAAUCAGUAGUGUCCAAUGCAUUUCAAAAAAUUAAAGAUGAGAUGACAGAAAUUAAUAACCAUGGUGCAGAUAAAUGCGCCCUUGAAUUGCAAGUGGACAAAAUAAAAUCGGAACUUCUGUCA
Molecule: messenger RNA, 822 nt
Organism: Babesia bigemina
Lineage: Eukaryota; Apicomplexa; Aconoidasida; Piroplasmida; Babesiidae
Exons: 1
Source: RefSeq, a predicted model, not a curated record